CAGGAAAGGUGUGGUUUUGUUAUGGGGACCAGCAUAUAGGGAGGCUGUCUUACGUGUCCUGUGAGCUGGGAACCAUGUGUAACACUGACUUCAAGCUUGAUUCCCGGCUGAUGUGCAUGUAUUUCAUGGGUCAAGAAGAGUUGUUACUGGGAACCAUCUCGUGGAUGUUGGUGUCUGUGGAUGUGAACAAACAUGACAGAUCUGGCAGAUACAGCUACAUGAUGCUAUAUUGUCUGUGUGUUGCUAUGACGAUGAGGAAUCAUGGCAACCAGAAUAUUCUCUGGUCUUGCAGAUGGUACAUUAGCUGUCUCAGAGAAACCUUUCAGUAGAUCAGAACCUAAUGUGGAUGUUAUAUAUGUAGCAAUUGGUCAGACUCCUGUCACAUGUCUUAUGUUGCUAGGUGAUCAAGUAUGGUGUGCCAGUGGGAACACAGUGGCUGUCAUACAUGCAAAAACACUUGAUGCAAUGGACACAUUCUCAGUAUCAGUAAAUCCCUAUGAUCAUAUCCUGUCAUUGAUUCCUAGUGAGUAUGGCAUCUGGAUCUCACUACGUGGCUCCUCCAUCCUAGAACUCUGGGACCCACACACCCUCAACUGUCGUAUGCUGUAUGAUACAAGAACUGAUAGAUACCCGCAGCUUAGAAAGGAGGAUGAUACGUAUUUCAAUCGUGCCCGUAUCACCUCGAUGUUAGCCAAUGGCAGCAAAGUAUGGGUCGGUACAGGGGAGGGAAAUCUGAUGGUGUAUGAGAUCCUAGAGUCAGCACAGUUAAAGACACCAACAGAGUUGUCUCCCUCAGUGGAAACCUCAUCAAGCAUGUCUUACAUAGCAAGGCCUGAAAAACAAAAAGAUAUUCCUAGCUGUGAACUUGCAUCAAAGUUGCGGAAAGUUUACCACCUUCAUGAGAUAAAUGCAGAUUAUACUGAAGAUUGCAGACAGUCAGUGCCUGGAGAGCAUAGAGUGAAACUGGGCAGUGUAAAACCAAAGGAUUGUAGGACUAGAUAGACAGUUCUGUCUCAUCAAGUGGAGUGAAUGAAAGGGGAAAUAGGUUGAAAGUACGGAGGCGAAGCUCUUCAGAAAACGACCUUGACAUUCUAUAUUUAACUCCUUAUAAGGAAGAUACAGAAAGGCUGAAUGCUGCACACAGUCGACAUUGUUCAGAAAACAAUUUAGAACUUUUGGAAAAGGAAAGACAUAUUAGUUCAUGUGACUCGGAUUUUAUGCUCGAUGACGUUCUUGAAGAUGAGAUGGAACAGGAACUGGAAGCUAAUGCUCGCAGGGAGAGUGUGCCAAUGCUGGUGAACGGGGACGUUGUAGAGUAUGUAAAACAUAAAAUAUUGGAAAAGAGAUUGAGUGAAAAAGGAUUGGCUGUAACAGACAAAAUAGUGAGAAAUAAGCUAUGGAACAAAAUGGAGGUAUUUCUGAUGUUGCUCUUAGACAGGUCACCUCAGACUCCAGUAGAAGUGAUGAAACUGGCUGUGAUUCCAAAACAUUGUCAAGGAAAAGCCGAACGAGUACAUCAUCUGCACAUUCAAACACAACUAAAAGUGGAAGCUGUAGUUCUUUAACCAAUAAAAUAGCAGAACCCACUGAAGUUAUUAGUGAAGACGAUGAGUAUGAAGCUGAGCUAGAAGCUAGAGCAAGAAGAGAAAGUCUGGUAAAUACAGAAAUUGAACAAAAAGCCUUAGAGAUAUUGGAAAGCAAGAUUGUUGAUGAAGGACCAGAAAUUAAAGAUUAUGGAGAUAAAGUACAUGAUGGUGAAAUAGUAAAGAUUUAUCUUGAUGCAGUUGUAGAUCAUAUUAAUGAAGAAAGGAAAAAAUAGCAAGACGAAACAGUUUACUGGGAAUAGAUGAUGAUCAUUUUGAUGAUAGUUACCUAUCUAGUAGCCCAUCAAUGUCGUUAACACCUUGUCAUUCCCCUUAUCUGGAAGACAACGUGGAUGUUUCAGCAGGUUUACCAGCUGCUGAUCAUGUCAAUGAAGAAGUGAUUAAAGAAGACAAGCCAAGAACGACAGCUCUUGGUAUGUCUAUAGACAGCACAGACGACAAUGCUACAGGUGAGAAUGUCUUGAUGGAAUCUGUUGAGGAAUCACCUGAACCUGUGGAAAACAUUGAGGUUGUAACAGCAGGUGAGGAAAUGCUUGGAAAGAGGAGAAGAUCAAGUGUGUUAGAAGAUAUCAGUAUUUUGUGUUCAGACUGUAGAAUAAUGAAACAGAAAUGCAGUGAAUGUGCAAAGUUAUUGAAGAGUCAGGAAUCGUUGAGGAUAAAUGAGAGAAUUCUGUCUAGAACAGACUCAGCUGAUAGUGGUUUGGUUGGGAGUUUCACCAGUGAGAAAAAGUCUUUGACAAAGAAUGCUGGAAAAUUGAAUGGUAUCAGAGAUAUGUGUCAGGAAAGUAGCACUGGAGAAUGGUUUUGUUCUAAUGAGAACAAAGAAAAUGCUAGUCAUAAAGUUUUGUGCAAUACAGAUAAUGCAGUUGAAAGCAUGCAACUGAGGACUGACUUGAAAAAGGAAAAAAAUAAACAAGGAAGUGAUACUGAUUUGGAUGAAGAACAAGUGAAUGAUGAUAUGAGAAUGCAAAUAAUGAAAGUAGACAGGUGAAAGUUUUUCCAAGUGGGAAGUCUGAUAAAAGGGACUUUACUAGACAGGAAAAAGUUGGUUACUGGCUACAUUCACUGUCACAAACAAAGAAAAUGGAUAAUGAAGGUAUGAGGGUAGAAAGUCAAGGUCAUGACACAAGUAAUAUAAACCAAGAAAGAAGCAAAAUGAAUAAAGAAAAUGUUGCAAGUGUAAGAGAUGGAAGUAGAGCCUCAGUUGAAAACUACAGAAAGUCAUCGAAAGACUCAGUUGGAGAUGAGGAGGUGUUUUACAGUGCUGAUGAAUCUCCUAAACUUGUCACUGGAAAAACGAGCCCAGAGAGGCCAGGGACUUUAAAUUUAUUAAGACAAGUAACAGCAGGAAUCCGGGGAAGCAAUAAGUCACAAAAUGCACGGCCAUGUAGUCGAUUAGAAUCGGGUGGUUCAGAUGGUAGUUCAGGGAGGACACAAAAAUCUACUUCAGAAAUUCAUGUGAGCAAACAUGAUUCAGAUACACAAUACUGGCUUGAUUUUACAAGUGUACAUGUAGAUACAGAUGUUGAGUCAGAGAGCAAUGUACCAAACAUUUAUGUACUAGGUGAGGACAGUCUCCAGAAACGUGCACGUCUCGGUAGCGGCGACUCAAGGAAACGGUCACUAGAUCUCGGCUCAAUUCAGGAAAACUGUUCCUGGUUGGAAUCUGAAUGUGAAUAGAAUGAAAAUAAUGAAAACACAAAUAUUACGACUGGUCAAACAGAAAAUUUUUGAAUUUCUUUAGACACCAAGCCUUGCAAGUCGUCACGCUUCACUUGGCCUGAAGAUAAUUGAAGAUGAUUUAGAAUGGACAGAUUUGUUCAGUGGACACUGCACAACACCUUCACCAACAAGUACAACAGAUCAGCGCCUUGCAGACUUCUUACGCACACCCAGCAUUAGCAGUAAACCAAGUUCUAUCUGGUCAAGCUAUGAGAAUAUUUCCACACCUUCGCAUGUAGAGGAUUCAAAGUUCCCGAGACCCAUGCCACAACACAGAGGAAGACUGAGUCAUAGUCCUAGCACAGCUUCUAUGGGUAGUGACAACGAUCUGUUAUACAAUGUUGAUCUCAACCUGGAGGCAAAGAUAAAAAACCUCCGACAAACUGGUCAAGUGUCUUCUAUCUACAGUGUGUAACCAGGAACCAAUCAUUCUCAGGUUCUCAGGGUCGUUUGGUGAUGAUGAAGCAGUGUUGAAUUGGAAGAAGCUAGAAAAUGAGCAACUAUGGACAAAUGAACCGGUACUGGAGCUAUGUCCGAAGACCAACACGGCCAUACUACCAAGCUAUAUGAGGCGACGCAUGUAGAGCAACACUUCCAGUCACUGUAGUGGUGGUAGUAGAAACAACAUAGAAUAAACAACAAAUGUAUCUACCUAUAACUGACUCAUUAAAGGACUCUUAACUUCUCUCAGUCAAAUCUGGAACAAGCAAACGAGUGUGUGAGAUUUGAAAACAAGACAGCACAUUUGAAUCAGAUUUGAAAAUAAGGAAGACACAGAAAUCAACUUUGAAAAUAAAGAAGACACAUGAAUCAAUUUUGAAAAUAAAGAAGACACAUAAAUCAACUUUGAAAAUAAGGAAGACACAUGAAUCAACUUUGAAAAUAAAGAAGACAC
Molecule: messenger RNA, 4221 nt
Organism: Mercenaria mercenaria
Lineage: Eukaryota; Metazoa; Mollusca; Bivalvia; Venerida; Veneridae
Product: C-Jun-amino-terminal kinase-interacting protein 3-like
Exons: 12
Coding region: 262-1002 (246 amino acids)
Biological process (GO): actin cytoskeleton organization
Molecular function (GO): protein binding; guanyl-nucleotide exchange factor activity
Source: RefSeq, a predicted model, not a curated record